Messenger RNA from Gaeumannomyces tritici R3-111a-1, 1548 nucleotides. Its product is annotated as cytochrome P450 3A12. Bases 1 to 1548 code for a protein of 515 amino acids. The record is from RefSeq and is a predicted model, not a curated record. Gene Ontology annotation, molecular function: oxidoreductase activity, acting on paired donors, with incorporation or reduction of molecular oxygen; monooxygenase activity; iron ion binding. The transcript has 3 exons. NCBI's taxonomy places the organism in Eukaryota, Fungi, Ascomycota, Sordariomycetes, Magnaporthales, Magnaporthaceae.
AUGGCACUUUCGUCGCUUCUUUUCUCAUCAUUGGUGCUGCCCGUCGGCUCCGUCUCUCUGUGCUUCCUGAUAUACCGCUUCUUAGUCUACCCAGCCGUCUUGUCGCCGCUGUGUCGAAUUCCUAAUGCGCAUUGGCUUGCGCGCAUCUCGCCGCUCUGGAUCCUCCUGGUGCGCUUCCAGCGUCGGGAGAACAGGACUCUUCAGCGGGCUCACCGAAGACUUGGCCCUUUUGUGCGUGUCGGCCCCAACGAAAUCAGUGUCGACGACGCUGGCGCCGUCAAGACUAUCUACCAGGGCGGCUUCGACAAAACAUCGUGGUACUCCAUUUUCGACAACUAUGGCGUCCCCUGCAUGUUCUCGGCCCAGACGAGCCGCGAACAUUCUCUUAGAAAGCGGAUGGUGUCAAACGUAUACUCCAAAUCCUUCAUACAGUCUUGCGAGGCAUUGAGGGCGCAAGCCAAAGUUAUAUUGUACGAGCGGCUACUCGGCAUCGUACAGGAGUCGAUGGUAGAAAAUCAGAAACCGCACGGAAUCGACGUGCACUCGCUAUUCUUGGCUACUUCCAUGGACUUUAUCUCGGCCUACAUCUUUGGCAUCCGUCACUCGACCAAAUUCCUAGACAGGCCAGGCUACAGGGAACACUGGAUACAGCUCUAUGCCGCGAGAGCGAACUACCCGUUCUUCAACCAAGAGUUGCCCUGGCUCACACGACGCCUCUCCAAGCUCGGCAUACGGUUGUACCCAUCAUGGGUUGAUGCCGCGAACAAGGAGCUGGAGGACUGGAAUCGCAGCAUGUGCGCCGCCACCCUGGCCGACGAUGCUGUUCUUGCCGCUACCGGAGCAUCUUCCAGCUAUGCGGACGAAGCCGUCGUUACGAGGGCGUUGCUCGCCGGACUUGAACGGGAGAAAAAGCUUGGCGCGGAUUCGAUUCUCUAUCCUACAGCUAUCAGUCAAUAUGACCUGUCGGUAGCCUCGGAGCUCUUCGACCAAGUGCUUGCCGGCCACGAAACAGUGGGCAUAACAAUGACGUACCUGGUUUGGCAUCUGUCUAAAAACCGCGACCUGCAGCAAAGCCUGCACGCCGAACUAUUGUCCAUGGAGCUAAACACGAAGAAUGACGUGCCCGCCAACCCCAAAAUGCUGGACUCGCUGGAACUGCUUGACGCCGUGCUCAUGGAGACGCUACGGUUGCACGCGGCCAUCCCUGGCCCUCAACCUCGUGCGACGCCCUAUCCAUCGUGCAAGCUUGGACCUUAUGAGAUACCCGGAGGGACACGAGUUUCGGCCCUGGCGCAUACGUUGCAUCGGGAUGAGAAGGCCUUCCCUAACCCCGAGAUCUGGGAUCAUACACGGUGGCUCUCCAAUCGAACGGACGACGAGACGAGAAAAGCAAUGAACAGGCAGUUCUGGGCGUUUGGAUUAGGGGGCAGGAUGUGCCUAGGCUCAAACUUUGCCAUUCACGAGAUGAAACUCAUUGCCGCCGCAAUCUAUUCCAACUUCACAACACAUAUCGUCAACGAUACGGGGAUCGAGCAAGACGAUGGAUAG